This is a messenger RNA of Cicer arietinum (chickpea), 2370 nucleotides long. The record is from RefSeq and is a predicted model, not a curated record. NCBI's taxonomy places the organism in Eukaryota, Viridiplantae, Streptophyta, Magnoliopsida, Fabales, Fabaceae.
AAAAUAUCUUGUUACCAUUUCUAUCAUCUCACCGUGAAACACACUCUUAGUGCCUUCUUAUCUCUUUCUAUAACUGUUGUACUUGGUCUCUUUAGUUGACUGACCAAUUUCCUCACCAAAAUCCCACACCUAUUUGCUAUCCGCGCAAUUAAUUCCAUUCCUCUGAUGUCCGAUUUUCUUCAGCCAGCCUUUUCAGUUGUUCAAUUUCUUGCUUUGAAUCAACCUACGUCUUUAACAUGGUCUUCAUCCAUUUCCUCCACAGCACCCAUAACCUGUUCGACGAAAUUCCCAAACGAAAACCACUUCAAUUCUUCAAAGCCACCUCCUUCUUUUCGCGUUCAAUCGUUGAAGCGGGUUUCGAAGCCAUCAUCUGAAGGACUUCAGAAGGACACUAAGAAGGACUUGUCACGAAUUCUCCGAACUGAAGCUGCUAUUAGAGGUGUAGAGAAUAAAGCUAAGUCGUGGAAGCAUAAACAGCUUUGGCCUAAGGCAGUUCUUGAAGCAUUGGAUGAAGCCAUCAAAGGGUGUCAGUGGAAAACUGCUCUCAAGAUUUUUGCACUUCUUCGCAAGCAACAUUGGUAUGAGCCAAGAUGCCAAACAUAUACUAAGCUGUUGAUGAUGCUUAGCAAAUGCAAGCAGCCUAAAGAGGCUAGUCAGCUCUUUGAGAUCAUGCAGUUUGAAGGGCUUAAACCUACUGUUGAUGUCUUCACUGCUCUUGUAAGCGCUUACGGCCAAAGCGGUCUCCUUCGUCAGGCAUUUUCUACGAUUGAAGAAAUGAAAUCAGUCGUUGAUUGCAGACCAGAUGUUUAUACAUAUUCUGUUCUUAUAAGUUGCUGUGCGAAAUUUCGUCGAUUCGAUUUAAUAGAAAGCGUUCUUGCGGAUAUGUCAUAUCUAGGCAUUGAAUGUAACAGUGUGACAUAUAAUUCGAUAAUCGACGGAUAUGGUAAGGCUGGCAUGUUUCAGCAGAUGGAGAAUUCAUUGACAGAUAUGAUUGAAAACGGAAACUGUCAACCGGACGUUUUCACGCUGAAUUCUUUGAUAGGAUCGUACGGAAAUUGUGGAAAAAUUGAUAAGAUGGAGAAGUGGUACGAUGAGUUUCAGCUAAUGAAUAUAAAGCCAGAUAUAAAGACAUUCAACAUGAUGAUAAAGUCCUACGGAAAAGCAGGCAUGUAUGAUAAGAUGAAAACUGUGAUGGAUUUCAUGGAGAGGAGGUUUUUCACUCCGACAAUUGUAACGUAUAAUACUGUUAUCGAGGUUUAUGGAAAAGCUGGAAAAAUUGAGAAGAUGGAUGAACACUUUAAAAAAAUGAAGCAUAUAGGAAUGAAACCGAAUUCUGUAACUUAUUGUUCGCUUGUUAAUGCGUAUAGCAAAGCAGGGCUUGUUGACAAAGUUGACUCAAUGUUGAGGCAUGUAGAAAAUUCUGAUGUAGUUUUGGAUACUCCCUUCUUUAAUUGCAUAAUUAGUGCUUACAGUCAGGCUGGUGACUUAAAAAAGAUGGGAGAGUUAUUCUUGGCAAUGAAAGAAAGAAACUGUGAGCCUGACAGCACCACCUUUUCUUGCAUGAUCCAGGCUUACAAUUCCCAAGGCAUGACUGAGGCUGCUAAAAAGAUGGAGUACAUGAUGAUUACUGCCAAAGAUAGCUUAGAUACCAAGUUGAUUGGAUGCUAGCAUGACCAAUUUUCAUUGCAGACUACACAAUUAUAUUCAUCAAUUUCCACGGUGAUCCUGUGUCGGAAAGAUUUGUGAACUUUAGCAGGUAAACAUAGAUUCUUCUUCACUACAUGGAUAUUAUGGGGGAAAAUCAUUCUUUAGCUGUCAAUUUGGCAGUUGUUCACUAUAGGUUAUUAUUUUUAUUUAUAGUAGACAGAUAAAAAAGAAGAUAUAAAAUUAUUAACUUGUAAGUGUGUAGUUAUUAGGACUUAGAUUAGGAGAAUUAGUUACUAGAAGUUGGUUAUAAGGUAGUUAGGAUUAUUGUGUAUAAAUAGGGAGCUAUGUAGUUAGUUUGGGAUAUCUUUUAAUAUUGUAAUCAAUUGUUGAAUAGAGUAUAGUCUCUGUUGUGAAGGGGAAACCCUUGGAGGAGAGUAUUCUUUCCGAUUGUUUCUUAUUAUCUUUCCUAUGGUCCAAGACAUGAAGGUCAAAGGAUUAGACCAGCUGCAAUGAUGCCACCUCUCUUUCCAGUUGAAAAGGAGAUGAUUCUGUCUUUUUGUUUGUAAACUAAGGUAGACUAAUCUCUCAAGUUAGCUGAGAUCUAUAUAAGAGGUUAACCUCUCUCAAUAUAAAUUCUGUCUAUUUUAAAAGACAAGAAAAUUCUUAAUGUCAGACAUUUACUCUAAAUUUUCUCAUUUAUGUUUAUCUCUCAUUUUAGUUGUA